Messenger RNA from Sinocyclocheilus rhinocerous, 753 nucleotides. It is a transcript of the gene map1lc3c, whose product is annotated as microtubule-associated protein 1 light chain 3 gamma. NCBI's taxonomy places the organism in Eukaryota, Metazoa, Chordata, Actinopteri, Cypriniformes, Cyprinidae. The record is from RefSeq and is a predicted model, not a curated record. Gene Ontology annotation, biological process: autophagy. The transcript has 4 exons. The coding region runs from base 50 to 460 and encodes 136 amino acids.
GCAAGCUUCACGAGUAAUUAGCGCGCGCGGGUCAGAGGUGCGACACAACAUGCCUCCACUGGAGAAAACCCAGCAUCCCAAACCUUUCAAACAGAGGAAGAGUUUAGAUUAUGUAUCAGCAACGAGGAAACAAGAGGUGGCGGGAAUCCGAACUAAGUUUCCGACUAAAAUCCCGGUGAUUAUCGAGCGAUAUCAGAGAGAGAAGUACCUGCCGCCGCUGGAUAAGACCAAGUUCCUCGUGCCUCAGGAGCUCACUAUGAGUCAGUUCGUGACCAUCAUCAGGAAUCGAAUGACCCUGAUGCCCACUCAAGCUUUCUACCUGCUGAUCAAUAACUCCGGCAUCGCCAGCAUGUCUCUGACCAUGGCUCAGCUCUAUAAAGACCAUAGAGAUGAAGACGGCUUCCUCUACAUGACGUACGCCUCACAGGAGAUGUUCGGACACUGUAAUAAUAACCGGUGACGUCGUCGGCGGGUCCAAGAGGUCUUAUUUAUUUCACUGAACUGUGAUUAAAUAUUUAAGUCUUUGUAUAUAAUGUUAGCUUUUUAGAUAUACUAUUAUUUUCUAAUGUAUGUUUUAAUGGAGUAAUAAAAUGUCUUUAAUUGGUGCAUCGGUCACUAGAGAGAGACGUCUGUUCAUUCAUGUGCUGCAGAAGCGUCCUCAAAUAUGCCCGACUAAUAAAACUGAAUGUCAAUCAUUUAUUGGUUAAUCAUGUGGUGAUAGAAAAUAAAGGAUAUUGUUUGUUUGAUGCUGCA